This is a messenger RNA of Puntigrus tetrazona (Sumatra barb), 1167 nucleotides long. RefSeq names its product T-cell surface glycoprotein CD3 zeta chain-like. Gene Ontology annotation, molecular function: IgE receptor activity. Lineage: Eukaryota; Metazoa; Chordata; Actinopteri; Cypriniformes; Cyprinidae. The record is from RefSeq and is a predicted model, not a curated record. Gene Ontology annotation, cellular component: Fc-epsilon receptor I complex. Gene Ontology annotation, biological process: cell surface receptor signaling pathway. The transcript is spliced from 8 exons. Bases 177 to 644 code for a protein of 155 amino acids.
GUGGUUGUCAUUCACUAGAACAGAAAACUUAGGGCUAGGGCCACUUCCUGUUAGGUAAAAGAUUGACACAGAAGAAGCAAUCAAAACAGAAAGGCUAAAAACUGUUGCACAUCACAUACAGGCCAAGCAACAGGAAGGCACGGCAUCCAAAGAAAAUCAUAGUUUCAAGGAAUGUAAUGGAAAUGAGAAGGACAAUCACUCUUUUAUUCUUGGUCUCACAUGUGUCCUCCACAGAGGCCUCGUCUGUCAGUGACCCAACGUAUUGCUAUAUUUUAGAUGUUUUUCUGCUGCUGUAUUCUAUCGUCUUUACUGCUCUCUACUUCAGAGAGAAGUUUACAAAGGAGGGACCUGUUCCUCCAGAUCCUGCGACCCCGGGCCGUAACCCCAAUGAGCCUGUAUAUACAGACUUGGAUCUGCCUCAGAUGAGUUCCGAUUAUCAGCAACUGGAUAGACCGAUAAGAAGACGAGAGCCAGAGACACAUUAUCAGGAAUUGAGAGCACAUACAAGUGAUGAAUACCAGGAAAUAAGAACUAAACCUCGCAAAGGCAAGAACAAAUCUAAUGAGGGUCGAGCAGGGAGAAACAGGAAUGCAGCCGAGGCUGUGGAGAUGGAAACAUUUCCCACUGAUGCAUUACACAAUUAACACAGAGCACAAGCUCAGGAGCAACCUCUAUAUCUGUUAACAGAUAAAUUGUAUAUCUUUGCUGAAUGCAUUUAUAUCUUUUUUUUUUUAAUUUGUUACUUCGCCUGACCUGUGUUUUGGAGUCUUGCAUAUAUUACAGUUCAAUGGUUUGGUGUCAGUAAGAUAAAAAAAAGAAAAGAAAUUAAUACCACUAUUUAGCAAGGAUGCAUGGAUUUGAUCAAAUGUCAGUAAAGACAGAUUUAUGAUGAAUUAUACAGAUUUUUUUUCUUUUAAUAAAUAUUGUUCUUUUGAACGUUUUAUACAAAGAAACUUGAAGCCCAACUGCUUCAGACGCAAGAAAUGUUUUUAUUGAGCACCAAAUCAAAAUAUUUUAAUGAAUUCUGAAGAAUGUGAUAUGUGAAAUUCAGCUUUGCCAUAACUGGACUAAAUAAACAUGCGAAAAUAUACUAAAAUUGACACGUUAUUUUGUAUUACUGUUUUACAUUACUUUGCUGCAUACUAAUUAAAUGCAUCUUUAUCAAGA